AUGCAUCGGGGAAGGCGGAUGAGCCCGGGUAAGAGCCGCCCGGGGGCCUGUCCCUUGAGGGGCUGCUGCGGGAACUGGACGGGUAACGGAGGGCCCCGCUGCCUUCCCCGCCCCGGCCCUUUCACCCCAAGACGGGUCAGUCUGGAGCGCGGGAUCUUCUUCACUAGCCACACACCCCGACCCACCCCGAGGAGAAAAGCAGCGCCACCACCCCAUGCCCGGCUGUGGCUCCAGCCUCGGCGCCUCCCGAUCCCGGCGCCGCUGCGUGGUCCCAGCGCGCCCUCCGCAAAACCAAAAGUCACCUACGGUUCUGCUACAGAAAAGCACCACGGGCAAGAUGAAAUUGACUGCGUUCUCCUUUCAGCGUCCAAGACCCUAAAUUCCUCUGAGAGAGUAAAGGGAAGUGGUGACAGUGAAACAGAACAUGGCUACACAUCAGAAUCAGAAAAUCGAAUCCAACCACAAUCAGCAUUGAAAGCCCUUCAGCAUCAACUGGAAUCAUUUCAGGCUCUCCGAAUACAGACUUUGCAGAAUGUCAGCAUGGUACAGUCUGAAAUCAGCAAAAUAUUGAACAAAAGCAUUAUUGAAGUAGAAAACCCACAAUUUAGUUCAGAAAAAAAUCUAGUAUUCAACACACACCUUGAGAAGGCUUUGCCUAUAGAGAAUCAAGAAGAAAUCCUUUCUACGGAGAAAAAUAAUCGUUUUGAGUAUUCUAGGACUCUUCAUUCAACAGAAGAAAAACUCAGUAGUGAUAGUGUUAAUAGUUUCUCUCAAGGUACAAAUAUUCCAUCACAGAUAAAUUUCAAGGACAUAUUAACUCUGGGAACUUCAACAGAUAAUUCCACUUCAAACAUAAGUAUGAACCCUUUAGAAAAUUCUGAUAUGUUGAAGAAUUACAAUAACCUUCAUAGUUUUCUACCUAAUACACCUCAUAAUGUUAUGUCUCAACCUGAUACAGUAAUCCUGGACAAAUCUAAAAUUACUGUGCCUCUUCUCAAACAUGGAUUUUGUGAAAAUUUAGAUGAUAUUUGUCAUUCUAUCAAACAAAUGAAGGAAGAGCUUCAAAAGUCACAUGAUAGGGAAUUGACACUUACAAAUGAAAUUAAAACUUUAAAAACUAAUACAAAUGUUCCAAGUAAUGGUAAGACUGACCUGUAUCCCACUCACAAGAAAAAAAUUAACUUUCUUAGGGAGGACAAUAUAGAAAGUAACUUAAAUGAAGAUAUAAAAUCCAAGAAAAUUUUAGAAUUAGAGGAAUUAGUAAACAAAUUACUCCCACUCAGGGAAACAGUGUCAAAAUUGCACCUGAAUUUUUGUAGGAAGUGCAAAAAAUUGUCUAGGAGUGAAAUUCACAGGGGAAAGAAGAAUGAGAAAAACAAUAAGGAAAUUCCUAUCACUAGCAAGAAUAUUACAGAUUUACGAUUCCAUUCUAGAGUCCCAAGGCAUGCACUGUCAAUCUUUGAUCCAAUAAAAUAUGAAACAAAAAAUAGAGAAAAGCAAUCUUUUGUAGUGAAACAAGGUUCAAUAAUAUUUGAAAAUCAGAAAACAGCCAAAGUCAAUUCUAUUACUGAGCAGGGUGUUGCAAAAAUUCAGUAUUUACAGAAUUACCUGAAAGAAUCUAUGCAGAUACAGAAAAAAGUAACAGAGUUGGAGAAUGAAAAUCUAACGCUUAAGACCAGAAUAAACCCUCUUGUCUCUACCACACAAUCUCUGAUACAGAAAACUGAAACAUAUGAAAAGCAACUUAAGAAUAUGCUUGCAGAAAAGAACACUAUUCAGUACAAGUUAAUUAAAACAGAAGAAGAUGGCAAAGAAUGUCUAAAAGAAUUGAAAAAAAUAAUUAGUAAAUAUGAUGUUCUCCAAGGACAAAACAAAAGUCUAGAGGAAAAAACCAGUCAACUUUCUUUGGAGAAGCAACAAAUGAUGGAAACAUUAGACCAACUAAAAAAUAAGGAACACAAAAUUCAAAAUGAUAUGGCUAUUGUCAAUAAUGAAAAUAAUCGAAUGAGUAGGGAAAUGGAAUCAAUGAAAGCAAAUAUUCUGUUGAUACAAGAUGAAAAGGAAAUGCUAGAGAAAAAAACACACCUGCUUCUAAAGGAAAAAAACUCACUUGAAAAUGAACUAAAAGAAAACCAGCUAGAGAUAAUGCAGCUAAAAGAGAAAGGAAGACUGGCAACAACUGAGCAAGAGACACUUCUUCAAAUAAUAGAGACAGUUAAAAAUGAAAAACUUAGUCUUGAAACAACAUUACAAGAAUCUACUGCUGCUAGACAAAUGAUGGAAAGGGAAAUUGAGAAUAUGCAAACACACCAGUCUACUGCAGAAGAGAAUUUUCGGAAAGAAAUAAAAAAUGCAAAAUCAGAAGCAAGUAUUUAUAAGAAUAGUUUGUCAGAAAUGGGCAACAAAUGUGAAAUGUUAUCAAAAAUGGUAAUGGAAAUUAAAACAGAUAAUCAGAUGCUCAAAGAAGAACUAAAACAACAUAGUCAGGAAAAUAUAAAACUUGAGAACAGCAUCAGCAGACUUGAGGAAGACAAAAUACUUUUAGAAAACUAUGUAAGAAGUAUAGAAAAUGAAAGAGAUACUUUGGAAUUUGAGAUGCGGAAUCUUCAAAGAGAAUAUUUAAAUCUAUGUGAAAAACUCUGUAGUCAGCAGAGUGACCUAUCAAAAAUGGGUUAUAUUUCAAGAAGAGAGAAAUUCCGUUUUGACAACUAUGGUACUUAUGAAGGCAGCUCUAGUCCUAGAAGUAAGUCUUUAGCUCCUGAUUUUAAAGGUAUGUAUAUUGUGGUAGAUUAGUAGAGAUAUGAUUAAGAUCCUCUUAGCCUCUUGGGCACUUGCCAGAGUAUUACUAAUAAGGGAACUCUUAGGAUGAAUAUAAUUUGUAAGAUUUGUAACUGAUUUAUUACACAGUAGAAUUAUUUAGGAAUUUUGCUCUUUUAAUAAAUUUCAAGGUGUCAUUUAUAUUACUUCUAUACAUUGUAUAUGCACAAAGCAACUUUGGCAGAGAGCAGGGAUUUUUUUAAUUAUUCUUAUUUUUUUUAAGUAUUUAGCACUCCCACCUUAAAAAAAUUUUUCUUUUUUUCCAGGAAUUCCAAGUAAACUGCAUCAAUCACUUCCAUCUAAGAUAUGUAAAUAAAUUUCUAAAAUCGAUGUUUCAAAAUCCUCUGUCCAACUACUUUUUUUUCCCACAAAGUAAUUUAAAAUUCACUUUUACAUAUAAUUAUCUCAUAAUCAGUUAGGGUAGACUAGUUUUUUUAAAAUAGAAAUCAGAAUUAGGUAUAUAUUUUUAUACUGUCAAAAACUGUGAACAGUCUAAGAUUUACCCAGCUUGUAAGCUAAUAUGUUAGCCCAUAGUUUCAUGAGUUUUAGUAGAAGACAUGAGGCUCCUGGGUCAGAGAUAAAAGACAAAUUUAUUAUUCACAGUAAAGCAAUAGCCAGAGGAUCGGCACUUUUCUAUUGGUUCCCACCAGUCCCUACAGGCAACAUGAAGAAUGCCAUCUAAAGAUCACUGCUGUCAGUCUGGUCUAAGCCACCACCAAAUCUUUUCUGUUACAGCGGGCCUCCUGCUUGCAUCUUCCCCAGCUAUGGCUAAUACUCCAAAUACCAACCAAAGGGAUAUUGUUGAAUGUAAAAUCAUUAAUAUGGCAUGCCUGUCCCCAAAACUUUCAAUGGCUUCUCACAACACUCAAAACCCAAAGUCCACAACUACCCUGUCGCUCAUUUUGUGUAGGUCUUUCUCAAAUGCCAUGUCCUCAGAGUCUUUCCCUAACCACCCUUUAAAAAAUAGUUCAAACACACCCCAAAUCAUCUCUAUGUCCUUACCCUGCAUUAUUAUCCUCAGAGCACUUACCUUUACCUGAUGUUAUCUGUCUUCCUGAACAAAUGGAAGGCAGAGAUGUUGUCAUUUUGUUUACUGCUGCAUCCCAAUGCCUGGAACGCAAUAGGCACUCAGUAUUUGUUAGAUGAAUGCUGAAUGAAGGAGUUGCCAUCAUACUAGAGAGUGUCAGGCAUAGGUUGGAUAUUCUCUUAGUAGGAAUGUUGUGAAGAGUUUAGACAAAAUGACAUUUAAGUAUCUUCCUAAAUGAAGUUCAGUGAUUCCAUAUUGCUUUAUGAUUUUUAAAAAUACAUAUAAAUUUGGGAGUAAUACACGUGUCUCUAGCUAUCUCCCAUAGACUUGUUACUUGUGCCCCAAUAAGGUGUAGGGAAGAAUAAACUGGGAACAGUUUUCCUAGUCUUUCUUCUUGUCAUCUAACUUGUGCUGUACUCCUGAUUUCCCACAGGUAAGUAACUUCUGCUUAACUCUGCUCUCUAGUUUUGAUAAAGGCUGCAGAGUGUAUAAUGUAACCUGAGGCAAUAAGAAGAAUCAUUAUUUCUGUGGAAAAUUGGGGAAGUGGCCUGGGAAAUGCAGUUAAGAGGUGGUUAAAAGAAGCCAGGGUGCCUGGCUUUGCCACUGUUGGUUAUGCUGCCUUGAACAGGUUACUUAACCUUUCUCUGCCUCCACUUCUUCAUUUCUUAAAUGAAGAUUAAGUGAUUAGUAAUUACAGACAUAUUGAUAUGCAAAGCAAAUGAAAUGGUACCUGGCAUACAGUAAGCACUAUAUAGGUAUUAGCUACUGAUUCAUUUUUACCAUCUAAGAUUUCA
Manis pentadactyla (Chinese pangolin) is the source of this 4638-nucleotide messenger RNA. It is a transcript of the gene CCDC110, whose product is annotated as coiled-coil domain containing 110. The coding region runs from base 1 to 2793 and encodes 930 amino acids. Lineage: Eukaryota; Metazoa; Chordata; Mammalia; Pholidota; Manidae. The transcript has 6 exons. Gene Ontology annotation, cellular component: cytoskeleton. The record is from RefSeq and is a predicted model, not a curated record.